AUGGACACCACUUCACAGCGAGGUGCCAGUACUUCUGUCGGCACGUCGCAGGAAGAGCGGGACCGCAAUGUGUUGCGUCUCGUUCCAGAAAAGAAGGCAUGGAUGCCUCCUAAAUCUGUCAUGGAUCACUUGUCGGCGACGACGAGUGAUCGUUAUCGAACACGAUUGUUCGAUUCGUCGAGGAUUCAUCACCUUGACCCCAGCGCGAAAGACUAUCGCGCUGAACAUGAGUUCUUCAUCGAUGCUUUCUUCAGACAUCGAUGGUACAGUGGGAAUCACAAACGUGAUGGUCCCUCACUACUUCAGGCGUGGAACGCCUACAUCCAUAAUCUCGAGGAUGUAGGUCGUGACGCUUGGAACGACAAACUUAUCAAAGCUCGUGAUAAGUUUGAAAAGCGAACCCCGACAGGUGCACGCUACAAGCUGCAUCGUCUGUCAAGGGAGAAAGGAUUACCCUGCCUUUCUUGGGGAGACUCGUGCCCAUGUUGUGUGAACAACUCUGCACGAGCACCUAAGGAGGCUUACCUCCUUACCAGCCCGUGGUGGCGCACUUUCUCCGGCGGUCCUUCUGCGGCACAGGAUGUGUCGCGUCGUACUGCUCGACCAGACCCAGUACGUCAACCAUCAAUUGGGAGCGGGGCUCCCAAGAAUCCCAGGACGGGGGAUAGCCGCGCCACCGGACGAGGUAACUCGUCCGACGUCCGUUCACGUCGCGGUGGUUCAACAGCUGCUCAACUAGAUAGCGCUGGCCACCGCGAGAGUCCUCUAAUGGAGGUGGAGGAGGAGGAAAGACGCUCUCCACACGAUCAUGUGGAUCGGUGUGUUCCCGAGAGCUUCUUUGAUCGCGUAACGCAAGGGUUACGCGACGAUCUCGAGCAUGAGCGGAAUAGGCGUCUCCAAAUGGCGGACACUGCCUCGAAGCAUCGAGCUGAGUUUGCCUUUGCUCAGCUCGAGAACGAGAGAUCUCUGACAUCUCUUCGUGACGAGCUAAGGGUAGCUCGUGGGAUUGCUGAUCGGUCUCGGGAUGAGAUAGCUGCUCUUCAGACCCUUGUUGAUGCCCACCAUCGGGAGCACAAGGCUCUCUGCGAGAUGCUUGAGCGCAAGGGCGUUCUUCAUCGGAAGAAGCAGCGUACUGAUGGUACGGCUUAA
Molecule: messenger RNA, 1149 nt
Organism: Peronospora matthiolae
Lineage: Eukaryota; Oomycota; Peronosporomycetes; Peronosporales; Peronosporaceae
Source: the annotation of a GenBank genome assembly